GAGCAGGUCAUGGACCUGCACGACGCCUGCGUGUUUGCGCCCGACAAGUCGUUGGAGGGCAUCGUGCUCUCCAACGCCGUCGGCCGCGGCGAGAGCCCUUUCGACGUGGCCCUUCUGCUACAGGUGAGCCGUUUCAACCACAGCUGCACCCCGAAUUGCGAGCCGAGCUGGAACGAGGACGCAUUCGAGGCCCAGGUGUUCGCCUCGCUCCCUGUGCGGGCGGGCGAGGAGCUGUGCAGCUACUACGUCGAGGUCCGUGGCCCGCGAGCCGAGCGCAAGAAGAUGCUGUGGGACCGAUUCAGGUUCGACUGCCAGUGCCCCGCGUGCCUGGCGAGCCACCGAGCCGAGAGCGACCUCCGCCGCAACAAGCUGAAGAGGAUCGACGCGGACAUCCGCGCGAACAGGUUUCAGAACGAGCCGGACAAGGGCAUCGCGAAGGUGAAGGAGGUGCUGAACUUGUACCGGGAUGAGGGCCUCGGGUUGUACAGCUUCCGCAAGUGGCACUGCUACUCCGCCUACGAGAUGUCGCUGCUGCUGGGCGGCGACAGGCAGCUGGAGGCGCGCCAUUGGGUGAAGCGGGCGCUCGAGAACAGCAUCCUGGCGCACGGGGAGGACCACCCGGACACGCGGACGCUUCAGGAGAAGGUCCGGAGGCCUCUGGACAACUCGAUCACCGCUGGGAAGAGCUACGCAGUGCGGACCAUCUCCGUGGCCGUCCUCUCCGCUCUCGUGCUGUACGAGAUGUGGCAGGCGAGGAAGGCGCGGUGA
Molecule: messenger RNA, 768 nt
Organism: Prorocentrum cordatum
Lineage: Eukaryota; Dinophyceae; Prorocentrales; Prorocentraceae
Source: the annotation of a GenBank genome assembly